GUUUCGCCAACACACCUGCCGUGAUGGAGCACCAACUGCGGCGCUCACGGCGGCAACUCAUGCGGGCGCAGCAGUUGGCCGAAGCACGCCCGGAGAGAGUAAAACGAUCAAAGAUUCAAGACUCGACAGCGAUAUCGACUCCGGAAUCCGUGAAGACCAAGCCGUCGUCCUCCAAAGGAAAGCUCAACCGUACCCUUGGGUCCAAGGACUCACAUUGUGACGACUCCUCGAACGACAACGUAUUCAACGAUAUGCCUGCUAAAAAAUCCACCUCGUCAGCUCUUCAUGAAGAAUCCAACGCUCCUGACUCCACGUUCGCCAUGGGCAAUCGCCAUGCCACAGACUACUUUUCGUCCCGCAGGAUUCGCAAGAAGACCAAAGACGACAAGAAGGCUACAGUGCUGGCUCAGUUGGAUGCCGACGAGGUCCGCGAUGCGCUUCGCGUUUGGGAUGCGAUGAGCAACGAUCGCCUUGUUCCGAAGCAACUAGCAGUCUAUUCUACGCAUCUCAGACAAUGGGAACACCAACUUUUCGCCGGUUUCAAUUUACUAUUUACUGGACUAGGCUCGAAGUUGCAUCUGCUCCAGACGUUUGCAACCACCUUGAUUAGCGUGCACGUACUCGAGAUCCAUGGGUACCUUCCGUCCGUGUCGAUCCGAUUUGUGCUUACGACUUUAUAUGCAAAUCUAUUCAAGCGGAAGCCAACACCGAAUCGGACCUUGGAGGAACAGUGCCUGGAAUUCGUCCAUCUGAUGCACACGUCCCCCGCUUCCGCGUCCCUGUGCCUUGUUAUCCACUCCCUCGACGGCGUCUCCCUCCGUGGACCAGACACUCAGCGCGCGCUCAGCAUCCUCGCCGCCUGUCGAUACAUUCACGUGGCCGCGAGCGUCGACCACGUGAACGCGGCCUCGUUGUGGGAAGAAUCGGACAUGAAGCGAUUUGGGUGGCUGGAACACAUCGUGCACACUUAUGCUCCGUAUACCCAAGAAACGCUGGUCACGACGUGGGGCAACAAGGGGAAGGCCGGGAGACACGCCCCCACGGCACUCAGUGGGAUCAAGUACAUCUUGGAGAGCCUCACGCCGACAGACUUAGCCGUGCUGCGGGCGCUUGGGGCGGAGCAGCUGCAAACCGGCGGUGCCAUGGUCGAUUCAAAGCCGUUCGUGGACCUGUGCCGCAAAAAGAUGCUCGUGAGCUCGUUGCAAGCCAUGCGGAAUUCGAUCGCAUGUUUGAAAGAACACGGCCUUGUCGCGACCAACAAAAUCGAUCAGUUGCGCAUUCCAUUUAGCGACCUGACGAUUCAACACACCAUUCUCGGCCACAGGCCCAUCGAUGCACUCGACCACGACAAGCAAGGCGAUCCCAUGGAUGACGACAACAUCACGGAGCCAAGCUCCAGCCAAGCAGAGUAGAAAAUUAGGCAUUCGCUAUAAAAUACUCAGCGUGGUUUUAGGAGGCGUGAUACUCGGGAGGCCGCCAGCGCCCUUGGGUGUUUAGUUGCCAGCGACUCCCUUGGAUGGUUAGUUGCCAUCGCUUCGAU
Molecule: messenger RNA, 1540 nt
Organism: Aphanomyces invadans
Lineage: Eukaryota; Oomycota; Saprolegniomycetes; Saprolegniales; Verrucalvaceae
Exons: 5
Coding region: 24-1412 (462 amino acids)
Biological process (GO): DNA replication
Cellular component (GO): nucleus; nuclear origin of replication recognition complex
Molecular function (GO): DNA replication origin binding
Source: RefSeq, a predicted model, not a curated record